This is a messenger RNA of Patiria miniata (bat star), 1465 nucleotides long. Its product is annotated as protein rolling stone-like. The record is from RefSeq and is a predicted model, not a curated record. Bases 223 to 1257 code for a protein of 344 amino acids. The transcript has 4 exons. Gene Ontology annotation, cellular component: membrane. NCBI's taxonomy places the organism in Eukaryota, Metazoa, Echinodermata, Asteroidea, Valvatida, Asterinidae.
GGUAGGAUCCUUCCUCCGUGGCGUAGGAUGUAUGAUAUAAUGUUCUAGAUGUAAUAUCCCAAAGGUUAAUAAACCGUGGUUUCUGGUUCUGUGGAUUUUUCCCUACAUGAUUCAUGGCUGUUCGUGCUUUGGUGUAAGUUUUCAACAAGUGCUCCGACCCACAUUGGGGCAGGAACGAACUUGAGAUUCGUUGCUGCAGCAACGAUGCGCCCUUGUUGAUAUAUGGUACGUCACAUCCAUACGGAUGAGUUGAGGCCGCUACGCCUGUUGAAGCGGACGUGCUGGAGCUUAUGCGUCACCCGUACACUGAACACCCAACACAACGGACGACGAGUCAUGGCGACGAGGUGCUGUAAGAAAUUGUGUUAUUAUCUGGGAUUUAGCGGCGAACCGGUACACCGGUUUACUCUCCCACAGGCGAAAUGGCCAAUGGCGCCGGUCCUGUGGUCCAUCUUCCGCUGCUUCCUGGCCGUUUAUCUCAUCGUUUGGCUGGGGCUGAUACUGACCGUCUGGGGAGAUCCCCCUCUAUACGGCGGGGCAGACAACAAAGCCAAGUGGCUCAUCUAUGUCUCCAAUUGGUCCUUUCUGUUUCUCAUACUGUAUACACUAACAAUGGCUGUGGGAAAUGUCUACUACCACGCGACACGUGGCUGCAAAAACGCAAGAGUUGGAACAGAUGUGGAUCCUGAGUCUGGGUCGGGCUAUGACCGGGGGAUACCCAUGUCUUCCGUCGAUUCACCUCGUGGUACCCCAAGCAGCGGUAGUGAUUCUGGAGAGCCCCUGGAACCUCUUCCCUGGUACUUCAAGAUGGCCUGGUUCCUGCAGACCAUCGCGUUCACCGCUGCGCUCUUCGUCGCCCUGUUGUUUUACAUCCUCGUCUUCAAUCCUGCCGAGGACGUCUUGCACGUUUACAACUUCCACGUCCACGGUGUCAAUCUCAUCAUCGUGGUCUUGGACAUAAUCCUAUCCGCCACGCCCAUGCGGGUCCUGCAUCUGAUCUACCCAUCAUCGUACGCCUUUGUGUACUUCAUGUUCACGCUCAUCUACGAGGGUGCCGGUGGGCUGAACGAGAAAGGCGGCACGGCCAUCUACCCCAACAACUUAGACUGGGACGCGGCGCCGGGAAGAACCGGCAUCGUGAUGGCACUCACUGUGGUCGUCGCUGCUCCCCUACUUCAUCUCUUAUUUUACGGCAUCUAUCGCAUCCGCCAUGCCAUAUCCAAGUGUUGCACUGGAGGCUGCUGGACUUAUCAGUAACAGAGUAAGACUUUUGUCAAGAGGUGAUGGGGUUUACCAGGCUGAGUUGGGUUAAAGUUGAGGGGGGGGGAGGCGUUCAAACGAACAACUGAACCUCUCCCGUUGCUACUUGGUACUUGGUUGGUUCUUCUCCUAAGGACUUCCACAAGGGAGUAUAACUAGGAGGCCAGAAACACCGGGGCAAACCCCCUCUCUUAGCGAUAAGUGU